UUAAGGACACUAUCAGUAGGCUAUAUUAUGGAGGAAUGUAACUAGUAGUUAACGUUACUUGCCCACCGCAUGGCAUCUGCAUCUAUCCAUUCUGCGCAGGGGGAGGGGUUUAGCGUAGUCGCUCGCUGCUGCAGCACACAGAGACACAUACAUACACACACACAAGCAUACGUACCGUUGUAGCUAAUUGUAGCUAGCUGGUUAGCGCCGCGCCAUAACAAUCUGUCAUUGCAAUAUAUUCAGUGGCACUAAAAAUGAGCGAUAAUGACAAAGGUUACGGCGAGCGGUGAGGGGAAGGCGGCCGAGGGGAAGCGGUUUAGACCCUGGCGGUAGGGGUAUGAAGCAGUUGCCACCCACAUGAACGAGCCCAGAUUUUGCUCCGCGCCCAGAGUUCAGCGUGCUGAACUUCUGGUGGUAACUGCCGGGCAACAGGAACCUCUUUUUAAAAGAGCUUUGCUUUUUUCGAAAAUGCUCUUCCCGGUAGACGUCGGUCAGGGCGGUUGUCAUGUGGCGGUGUAAAACCAGAUUCUGGUUAAUUCUUCAGAAGAAAUACGUUAAUUGGAACUGACUGGUAGUAAAUUGCAUUUAGAGAUGGAAGAUAGGAUCUCUGUUGAGUGAUGUGAAUUUACAUUUGCUUACAUUAAUACUAAAUUGUCAUUAUGGUAUCUCUCAUUUUGGGUUUGGGCAUGGGUACUUUCUGUAAAAUGAAGCAACAUAAUGUUAUUGAACAACAAUGUAAAAUGAACGGCCUCAAGAUGUCAUUUUAUUCAUUUGCAUUGACUCGCACAUUCAGCCUUCGUGUUUUUUUUUUUUUUUACUUUAAUAAAUAAGUUUAAAAGUUUGUUUGUGCCACCGUGUUUGCGUUUAAGCAGUUUCUCUUUGAAGAAAAUGUGUCUUUACUCUUGAUAAAUCUCCAGCUUACUCCCAAGAUUUAAUGCCAGCAUCAUCACUCCUGGUAAUGCAAGUCAAUACAGAUGGGUGGCAGAAGCAUCUUGAGGUUGUUUGGGCUACAUUAAACUGAGAUUUGUGUGUGUUUUUUUUAAAUGAAGACAAUGUUGGUGGGGUUUAAUCUUGAAUAGGUUAUUCACAUUCAGUGGUUUGAAAUACACUUGAAUGCCUUAGAUGCCACUUGUCAGAAAUGAUGUCUGCAGCGUCUAUUUAAUAUGGAAAACAAUGUAUUUAUUGCAACAACAAAAAAUGUAAAGCUAAAACUGAAAAGUAAUCAUGGCUCAUUUUGUACUGACUUGUAAAUGUAUAGGACUGGUCUGAGGCUGAGUCUAACUAAAAGUGGCCGAAAGGACAUUAACAGUGAAUGUAGAACCACUGAAAGUGAAAUAUUGUAACAUAAAGAAAUUGUAUUAUGUGGUCUUAAACAUUCCAAUGCAUGUCAUAAGAUUAUACACAUUAAAAGUUGAAUGCGGGUGCAGUUUUAAUUGUAGUCAUAAAUUCUUCAUCCUUUUCUUUUUCAUAAAGGUUAAGAUUGGACGAAGAAAAUGCGGAAGAAGUCCACUUUAUUUUCAAUAAUAUGAAGCUCAGAUGUGUGAAGCUGAAUUGUUGAAUGCAUGCUAAAACAUGACGAGGGAAGAAGUAUGGGCAGUGUGAGAUGGGGGAAGUAAGAAGAAGUAAAACAAUUGAAGAAAGAAGAAUAAUGUGAAGUAAUGAAGUUACAGAAAUGAAGUUAAGGAAGUAAUCUGGAUAAGGCCACCCACUAAGUAAUUUUCUGGUCUGUUUGCGUGCAUGUUCUUGUUAUUUUAUACAACAGUUUAAAUCAUUACACUUUUACACAACUGACAAAUUUCUGUUUUUUUUUUCAUCAUGUUGACAAUUUAAUUAUAUUGAUUAAUGUAAUCCUAUUGAUGUCAUAUUAUCCAUGGCUACAAAAAUAGCAUUAACCUGCAUUCCUAAUCCACAAACCUAAAUUCAGUUUUUCUGUACUUUUGACAGGAUAGUCUUAAUUACUAAAUAGAAUUUUUUUUUUUAGGCACAUUUCUCAUUUUGUCCUCUCAUUGGUGCUGACAAGAGGUGUGUUGGUGUGUGUGUGGUUCGUUAGGAGUCUCGCUCUGCAUCCAGGAGUGUGAGUCCUCGGGGCUCUAGGAAGUCUGCAAGCCGCUCCCCAGCUCGGUCGCCUGCCCGUUCAAAAGAAGGCUCCCGCCACUCCCGCUCCAAAUCCCGGUCCCGGUCAAAAUCUGGGUCCCACUCUCACCGUGGCUCACGGAGACACUAUAGCCGAUCUCGAUCCCGCUCAAGGUCCUACCGCCGCCGAUCUCACAGUAGGUCCUACAGUGGAGAGCGCCGACGCCGGAGUCAUAGCCGCUCACCGAUGUCCAACCGCCGCAGGCACAUCGGUAACCGAGCUAAUCCAGACCCAAACGGUUGCGUGGGAGUGUUUGGCCUGAGCUUGUACACCACGGAGAGGGAUCUGAGGGAAGUCUUCUCUAAAUAUGGCCCCCUGGCGGAUGUCUCUAUUGUGUAUGACCAGCAGUCGAGGCGUUCCAGGGGCUUUGCUUUUGUGUACUUUGAGAACACCGGUGAUGCCAAGGAGGCAAAGGAACGAGCAAACGGCAUGGAGCUGGAUGGUCGUAGGAUCAGGGUAGACUUCUCCAUCACAAAAAGACCUCACACCCCAACCCCUGGAAUCUACAUGGGCCGACCCACAUAUGGUGGUGGUGGUGGUGGUGGUAGUAGUAGUGGAGGUAGUGGAAGUGGUCCAAGUGGUCCUCGCCGCAACUCACGAGACUAUGACCGUGGAUACGACCGCGGAUACGACCGAGGAUACGACAGAGGCGGCUAUGAACGCUACGAUGACAGGGAUCACUACAGGUCAUACAGAAGGCGAUCUCCGUCCCCAUACUACAGAGGGGCUUAUAGGUCUCGGUCCAGGUCGCGGUCUUAUUCUCCCCGUCGCUAUUGAACGUUGCUGUCAAGCCCCUCCACUUCCCACACACAGAAAUGUUUGAGUGGAAUGAUUGAUUUCAGAAUAGAUCUUCUAUUUUAAGGUGAUCCUCAGUGAUACUCAGGUGAUCACUUGCUAAUGUACAUGACCAGUAUGUGUUAACUGAGAUCAGUAGUGUCAUUUGGCAUGACUCAAACUGCCCCCUCAUGAUUUUAAUUUCAAAUGUAUAGGCCACAUCUGUCGUAAAAAAUAUAUUAAUGUUUUUAUUAAUGUUUUUGUAUACAAAUUGAGUGAAUGUUCCAUCUUUGAGCACAUUAAAAGGAAGAUGCAUUUUUUCUUUCUCA
Molecule: messenger RNA, 3237 nt
Organism: Perca flavescens (yellow perch)
Lineage: Eukaryota; Metazoa; Chordata; Actinopteri; Perciformes; Percidae
Gene: tra2b
Product: transformer 2 beta homolog
Exons: 8
Coding region: 2321-2911 (196 amino acids)
Molecular function (GO): RNA binding
Source: RefSeq, a predicted model, not a curated record